AUGGGCAAAUGUUUCGCAAAGCAAGUGAAAGAAAAAGAAGAAAGAAAAAAGAUUUUAGGCACUUCGCUGAAAAAAUUUAUCACAAACCCCGGACGAUGGAGCUUAAACAAACGUCAUAGUUUCAGAGACAAGGAAGAGAAACGUGAUAUCGAUCUCGAACAUCUUCAUUUUGAAAACAACAAAAACUCUGAAGGUGAAGAACCGGCGAAGACGACCACAAUGGCGGCUGAAAGAAGACUGAAGAAAUUGCAGAUGGAAAGUCCACCGGGGUUCGAGAAGUUCGACUCCGAGGUGGAUUGGCAAACCAUCGACCCCGAAAUUUCCCUGAAACUUUGGGAAGAUGUGUUCAAGCCGCUUUAUACUUUUCCUGUAAUGAAGCAUUUCCUGGAAGAUUCUGGGUAG
Messenger RNA from Pocillopora meandrina, 402 nucleotides. NCBI's taxonomy places the organism in Eukaryota, Metazoa, Cnidaria, Anthozoa, Scleractinia, Pocilloporidae. The record is from the annotation of a GenBank genome assembly.